UUGAGUAAGUCAACCCAAAUUUCUUCAAAAGAAUCCAAGACCAAAAAAGAUAAAGGAAAAGCCAAAGAGGGCAAGUCCGAUGAUGUAGAAGAAGAUCAAUCUACUAAAGCGCUAGUAUCGACAUUUGUUCCUGAGUUAAAUCUAAGGAAGGAAGAAUACGAUGAAGUCUGGAGGAAUAAAGAUGAAUCCGGAAACUUCCGACAAUAUCACUAUAGGUAUAUUAUCGAACAAGAGCAAAUGGCAGAAAUGGAAAACGAGUUAAGAAAAGUUGUCGAUGAAAUGAUGCGAGCAGAGUUAGAGCUUCUACAAGUAAGUGUAUAA
Molecule: messenger RNA, 321 nt
Organism: Diabrotica balteata
Lineage: Eukaryota; Metazoa; Arthropoda; Insecta; Coleoptera; Chrysomelidae
Source: the annotation of a GenBank genome assembly